AUGAAGAUUUGCUUUGGAUAUUGGUCCCUGUUGGUGUUUCUCCUGACAAAUUCUGUCUGGGGCCAGCGUCCAAGACAGAGACAGAAACCUGGCCGUCCAGCCACGACUAAGAAACCCUCCAUCCCCCUGCCUGAGCCACAGGAGCCCACUGACUUCCCCCCUCCAAUCCUAGGUCCACCUUCUGUAUUUCCAGACUGCCCAAGAGAGUGCUUUUGUCCUCCAUCCUAUCCUAAUGCUCUGUACUGCGAGAACCGAAACCUCCGCAAGGUCCCAACCAUACCACCUCGCACUCAUUACCUUUACCUGCAAAACAACUACAUUCACGAAGUGACCGCUGAACCAUUUAACAACGCCUCGGAGGUCAAAUGGAUCGACCUGGGAAACAACCGCAUCCGCACCGUCGACAAACAAGUGUUUGAGAAGCUGCCAAAUCUCAUAUACCUCUACAUGGAAAGAAAUCUUCUGAAAGAGGUGCCCAGUGAUCUGCCUGUAAGCCUGGAGCAGCUGCGUCUCAGCCGAAACCAAAUCUCUAAGAUCCCACCUGGCGCAUUCAGUAAAAUGGAGCACCUGGUCCUACUGGACCUGCACCACAAUAAGUUAAGUGACAGCAACCUGGGCAAGAACAUUUUCAAGGACUUGAAGAACCUGAUGCAGCUUAACUUGGCACAUAACAUCCUAAGAAAGAUGCCUACCAAUAUACCAACCAGCAUCUUCCAACUUUUCUUAGACAGGAAUAACAUUGAGGACAUUCCCAAGGAUUAUUUCAAGGAUUUCGCAAACCUGGCCUUUCUGCGUCUUAACUACAACAGACUGAGCGAUAAGGGCGUCCCGAAGAAGGUGUUCAAUGUCAGCACCCUGCUAGAUUUGCACUUGGCUCACAACAGGUUGACCAAUGUUCCGAUGUUCAAUUCACAUUUGGAGCAUCUACAUCUUAACAACAACGACAUUGAGAGAAUAAACGGAACAGAGCUCUGCCCCUUUAACCUGUCCGACGAUGUGAAUGAUGAAAACCAUUUGCCAAAGCUGCGAUACCUAAGACUGGAUGGAAAUCACCUGCGUCCCCCAAUCCCAAUGGAUGUCAUCAUGUGCUUCAGACGACUCCACUCUGUUGUGAUUUAG
This is a messenger RNA of Chanos chanos (milkfish), 1119 nucleotides long. RefSeq names its product proline/arginine-rich end leucine-rich repeat protein (gene prelp). The record is from RefSeq and is a predicted model, not a curated record. Bases 1 to 1119 code for a protein of 372 amino acids. Gene Ontology annotation, molecular function: protein binding. Lineage: Eukaryota; Metazoa; Chordata; Actinopteri; Gonorynchiformes; Chanidae. The transcript has 2 exons.